UGCUCUGAAAUGAUUGCUCACAGUGGUGCAGGUUUUGCUGAAGUUCUGACACCAGUGUUAAAUGGAUGAAAGGAGUAUGUUGUCCCUGUGCUCCGUAGGAAUCCAGUGUUAUGGAGGAGGAGCAGAGUGACAUGAACGCCUGUAUUAAACCCCUUUUAUACACAGACAGUGACCUUACAGUCACUCCCAUCAUGGAUAACCCAAAGAUUUUAAAGACUUCUCCAGUUCGUUUUGACCCCAAAACGCUUUGUGUACCAGCACACCCAGCUGAGCGGUUGUCCUGUCUGAACUCAGAGGACUGGUCUCAGUUCCUGCAACAGGUGUGUGGUGUUCUGGAGUCAGUAGACCGGGCCGGAUCAGCCAAUGCCACAGCACCACGCACUAAACUCAACCUGCUCUGUUACUUGUGCACUGUCUGUAACCAUAGAGAGAUGGCCACACGCCUCAUACACUCCCAGCUG
This is a messenger RNA of Sinocyclocheilus grahami, 461 nucleotides long. RefSeq names its product serine/threonine-protein kinase ULK4-like. The transcript is spliced from 3 exons. The annotation marks the transcript as partial. The record is from RefSeq and is a predicted model, not a curated record. Lineage: Eukaryota; Metazoa; Chordata; Actinopteri; Cypriniformes; Cyprinidae.